AGCAGCAGCAGCAGCGGCGGCGGCGGCGGCGGCGCCCGGCCCUGGCGCAUUCCCCGCCGCAGCCGCCGCGUACCCGUCACCGUAACCCGGAGCCGUUUGGUCUUUGCAGAAUGGCCCGCUUCGGGGACGACAUGCCCGCGGCCCGCUACGGCGGAGGAGGCGCCGGGGCGGCCGGCGGGACGGUGGUGGGCGCCGUUGGCGGCGGCGGCGGCGGCGGGCGAGGCGCGGGGGGCAGCCGGCCGGCCGGGCAGCCCGGGGCGCAAAGGAUGUACAAGCAGUCGAUGGCGCAGCGGGCGCGCACCAUGGCCCUGUACAACCCCAUCCCCGUGCGCCAGAACUGCCUGACGGUCAACCGCUCGCUCUUCCUCUUCAGCGAGGACAACGUGGUGAGGAAAUACGCCAAAAAGAUCACCGAAUGGCCUCCCUUCGAAUACAUGAUCCUGGCCACCAUCAUCGCCAACUGUAUCGUCCUGGCUCUGGAGCAGCACCUGCCAGACAAUGACAAGACCCCGAUGUCAGAGAGAUUGGAUGACACAGAACCCUAUUUCAUCGGGAUCUUUUGCUUCGAGGCCGGAAUCAAGAUAAUUGCGCUGGGCUUUGCCUUCCACAAAGGAUCCUACCUGAGAAAUGGCUGGAACGUUAUGGACUUUGUGGUGGUGCUUACGGGCAUCCUGGCAACUAUUGGGGCCGAGUUCGACCUGCGGACACUGCGGGCCGUGCGGGUGCUGCGGCCACUCAAGCUGGUAUCUGGGAUCCCAAGCCUGCAGGUGGUGCUGAAGUCGAUCAUGAAGGCGAUGAUCCCGCUGCUGCAAAUUGGCCUCCUGCUGUUUUUUGCAAUCCUUAUUUUUGCAAUCAUAGGCUUAGAAUUUUAUAUGGGGAAAUUUCAUACCACCUGCUUCAGUGAGAGCACAGAUGACAUUGAGAGUGAGUCUCCGGCUCCAUGCGGGACAGAGGAGCCUGCCCGCACUUGCCCUAAUGGCACCAAGUGCCAGCCCUACUGGGAAGGGCCCAACAACGGGAUCACUCAGUUCGACAACAUCCUGUUCGCCGUCCUCACGGUUUUCCAGUGCAUCACCAUGGAAGGCUGGACAGACCUCCUCUAUAAUAGCAACGAUGCCUCAGGGAACACUUGGAAUUGGUUGUACUUCAUCCCUCUCAUCAUCAUUGGCUCCUUUUUUAUGCUGAACCUUGUGCUCGGUGUGCUUUCAGGGGAGUUUGCCAAAGAAAGGGAGAGGGUAGAGAACCGAAGGGCUUUUCUCAAGCUCCGGCGGCAACAGCAGAUUGAGCGAGAACUCAAUGGGUACAUGGAGUGGAUCUCAAAAGCAGAAGAGGUGAUCCUCGCCGAGGAUGAGACAGAUGGGGACCAGAGACAUCCCUUUGAUGUUGGAGCUCUGCGGAGAGCCACGAUCAAGAAAAGCAGGACGGACCUGCUGAAUCCCGAGGAGGCCGAGGACCAGCUGGCUGACAUCGCCUCCGUGGGCUCUCCCUUCGCCCGAGCCAGCAUUAAAAGUGCCAAGCUGGAGAACUCUACCUUUUUCCACAAAAAGGAGAGGAGGAUGCGUUUCUACAUCCGCCGCAUGGUCAAAACUCAGGCCUUCUACUGGACCGUGCUCAGCCUGGUUGCCCUCAACACGCUGUGUGUGGCCAUUGUCCACUACAACCAGCCCGAGUGGCUGUCGGACUUUCUCUACUAUGCAGAAUUCAUUUUCCUAGGACUCUUUAUGUCCGAAAUGUUUAUAAAAAUGUACGGGCUUGGGACGCGGCCUUAUUUCCACUCCUCCUUCAACUGCUUCGACUGUGGGGUCAUCAUUGGGAGCAUCUUCGAGGUCAUCUGGGCUGUCAUCAAACCUGGCACUUCCUUCGGCAUCAGCGUGUUACGGGCCCUCAGGUUACUGCGGAUUUUCAAAGUCACAAAGUACUGGGCAUCUCUCAGGAACCUGGUCGUGUCUCUGCUCAACUCCAUGAAGUCCAUCAUCAGCCUCUUGUUUCUGCUCUUUCUCUUCAUCGUGGUCUUCGCCCUGUUGGGGAUGCAGCUCUUCGGCGGUCAGUUUAAUUUCGACGAAGGGACGCCCCCCACCAACUUCGACACCUUCCCAGCAGCAAUCAUGACGGUGUUCCAGAUCCUGACGGGCGAGGACUGGAACGAGGUCAUGUACGACGGCAUCAAGUCGCAGGGCGGCGUGAAGGGCGGCAUGGUCUUCUCCAUCUACUUCAUCGUCCUCACGCUCUUCGGCAACUACACGCUCCUCAAUGUGUUCCUGGCCAUCGCGGUGGACAAUCUCGCCAACGCCCAGGAGCUCACCAAGGACGAACAGGAAGAAGAGGAGGCGGCCAACCAGAAGCUGGCGCUGCAGAAGGCCAAGGAGGUGGCAGAAGUGAGCCCGCUGUCGGCCGCCAACAUGUCCAUCGCCGUGAAGGAGCAGCAGAAGAACCAGAAGCCGGCCAAGUCGGUGUGGGAGCAGCGCACGAGCGAGAUGCGCAAGCUGAACCUGCUGGCCAGCCGCGAGGCGCUCUACAGCGAGCCCGACCCGGACGAGCGCUGGAAGGCGGCCUACGCGCGCCACCUGCGGCCCGACGUCAAGACGCACCUGGACCGGCCGCUCGUGGUGGACCCGCAGGAGAACCGCAACAACAACACCAACAAGAGCGGCGCGGCCGAGCCGGCCGCCGACCCGCACGCGCGCCUGGGCCCGCAGCGCGCCGACGACUUCCCGCGCAAGCCGGGCCGCUACCACGAGCGCGCGCGCGAGCCCGGCUGGCCCGAGCCGCACGACGCCGCGCCGAGCCGCGAGGGGCCCUACGGCCGCGAGUCGUCCGACCCGCACCUGCGCGAGGCCGGCCUCGAGCCGCCCGGCUUCUGGGAGGCCGAGCCCGAGCGGCCGCCCAAGCCCGCCGACGCGCACCGCGCGCGCCACGCCGCCCGGCGCCAGGGCCCGGCCGGCGGCCGCGACAGCCGCGGCGGCUCCCCGCGCGCCGGCGCCGACGGCGAGCCCCGCCGGCACCGGCCCCACCGGCGGCCGGGCGACGACGGCGCCGACGACAAGGCGGAGCGCCGCGCGCGGCACCGCGAGGGCAGCCGGCCGGCCCGCGGCGGCGAGGGCGAGGCGGACGGCCCGGACGGCGGGGGCGGCGAGCGGCGGCGGCGGCACCGGCACGCGCCCCCGGGCCCCGCCUACGACACGGACGCGCGCCGGGACGACCGCGAGCGGCGGCACCGUCGGAGGAAAGACAACCAGAGUUCUGGGAUGCCUGUGUCCGGCCCCAACCUGUCGACCACACGGCCGAUCCAGCAGGACCGUGGUCGCCCUCAGGAACCGCCGCUGGCUGAGGCCAUCGACAACAUGAAGAAUAACAAACUGGCUACGGCCGAGUCUCCCAGCCCCCACGACAGCCUGGGCCCCCCGGGCCUGCCCCCCAGCCCCGCCAAGAUGGCCAACAGCAUGGACCCUGCACUGGGCCUGCCUGCCAACGCCCCACAUGCGGCUGGCCGCCGGGUCCCCAACAACCCGGGGAACCCAUCCAACCCUGGCCCCCCCAGGAACCCCGAGAACAGCCUUAUCGUCACCAACCCCAGCAGCGCCCAGACCAACUCAGUGAAGACUGCCAGGAAGCCCGAGCACACGGCCGUGGACAUCCCCCCGGCCUGCCCACCCCCCCUCAACCACACGGUCGUGCAAGUGAACAAGAACGCCAACCCAGACCCACUGCCAAAAAAGGAGGAGGAGAAAAAAGAGGAGGAGGAUGGUGGGGAGGAUGGCCCCAAGCCCAUGCCCCCUUACAGCUCCAUGUUCAUCCUCUCCACCACCAACCCCCUCCGCCGCCUGUGCCAUUACAUCCUGAACCUGCGCUACUUCGAGAUGUGCAUCCUCAUGGUCAUCGCCAUGAGCAGCAUCGCCCUGGCCGCCGAGGACCCGGUGCAGCCCAACGCGCCCAGGAAUAACGUGCUGCGGUAUUUUGACUACGUUUUUACAGGCGUCUUUACCUUUGAGAUGGUGAUCAAGAUGAUCGACUUGGGCCUCGUGCUGCACCAGGGUGCCUACUUCCGUGACCUCUGGAACAUUCUGGACUUCAUAGUGGUCAGUGGGGCUCUGGUGGCCUUUGCCUUCACGGGCAACAGCAAAGGAAAAGACAUCAACACCAUUAAGUCCCUCCGAGUCCUCCGGGUGCUCAGACCCCUGAAAACCAUCAAGCGGUUGCCAAAGCUCAAGGCCGUGUUCGACUGCGUGGUGAACUCGCUCAAGAACGUCUUCAACAUCCUCAUCGUGUACAUGCUCUUCAUGUUCAUCUUCGCCGUGGUGGCCGUGCAGCUCUUCAAGGGCAAGUUCUUCCACUGCACCGACGAGUCCAAGGAGUUCGAGAAGGACUGCCGCGGCAAGUACCUGCUGUAUGAGAAGAAUGAGGUGAAGGCCCGGGACCGUGAGUGGAAGAAAUAUGAGUUUCACUACGACAACGUGCUCUGGGCUCUGCUCACGCUCUUCACCGUGUCUACGGGCGAAGGCUGGCCCCAGGUCCUCAAGCACUCGGUGGAUGCCACGUUCGAGAACCAGGGCCCGAGCCCUGGGUACCGCAUGGAGAUGUCCAUCUUCUACGUCGUCUACUUCGUCGUCUUCCCUUUCUUCUUCGUCAACAUCUUUGUGGCCCUCAUCAUCAUCACCUUCCAGGAGCAGGGAGAUAAGAUGAUGGAGGAGUACAGCCUGGAGAAGAACGAGAGAGCCUGCAUUGACUUCGCCAUCAGUGCCAAGCCACUGACACGCCACAUGCCACAGAACAAGCAGAGCUUCCAGUACCGCAUGUGGCAGUUCGUGGUGUCCCCGCCGUUCGAGUACACCAUCAUGGCCAUGAUCGCGCUUAACACCAUUGUGCUCAUGAUGAAGUUCUACGGGGCCUCACCCGCCUAUGAGAACGCCCUCCGGGUCUUCAACAUUGUGUUCACGUCCCUCUUCUCCCUGGAGUGUCUGCUCAAGGUCAUGGCUUUCGGGAUCCUGAACUACUUCCGUGAUGCCUGGAACAUCUUCGACUUCGUGACGGUCCUGGGCAGCAUCACGGACAUUCUCGUCACAGAGUUCGGGGUGAGUAACAACUUCAUCAACUUGAGUUUCCUCCGCCUCUUCCGCGCUGCCCGGCUCAUCAAACUCCUUCGUCAGGGUUAUACCAUCCGCAUUCUCCUCUGGACCUUUGUACAGUCCUUCAAGGCUCUGCCCUAUGUGUGCCUGCUAAUCGCCAUGCUGUUCUUCAUCUACGCCAUCAUUGGGAUGCAGGUGUUUGGCAACAUCGGCAUUGAUGGGGAGGACGAGGAGAGCGAGGACGACGAUUUCCAAAUCACUGAGCACAAUAACUUCCGGACCUUCUUCCAGGCCCUCAUGCUUCUCUUCCGGAGUGCCACCGGGGAGGCGUGGCAUACCAUCAUGCUGUCCUGCCUCAGUGGGAAGCCCUGUGACAAGAACUCAGGCAUCACGACCCAGGACUGCGGCAAUGAGUUCGCGUACUUCUACUUCGUGUCCUUUAUCUUCCUCUGCUCCUUCCUGAUGCUGAACCUCUUCGUGGCUGUCAUCAUGGACAACUUUGAGUAUCUCACCCGUGACUCGUCCAUCCUGGGCCCCCACCACCUGGAUGAAUAUGUGCGCGUGUGGGCCGAGUACGACCCAGCUGCAUGGGGCCGCAUGCCAUACCCGGACAUGUAUGAGAUGCUGAGACACAUGUCCCCGCCCCUCGGGCUGGGGAAGAAUUGUCCGGCCCGCAUGGCCUACAAGCGACUGCUCCGCAUGGACUUGCCCGUGGCCGACGAUAACACGGUGCACUUCAACUCCACACUCAUGGCCCUCAUCCGCACCGCCCUGGACAUUAAGAUCGCCAAGGGCGGCGCGGACAAGCAGCAGAUGGACGCGGAGCUGCGCAAGGAGAUGAUGGCCAUUUGGCCCAACCUGUCCCAGAAGACCCUGGACCUGCUCGUCACCCCGCACAAGUCCACGGACCUGACGGUGGGGAAGAUUUACGCGGCGAUGAUGAUCAUGGAAUACUACCGGCAGAGCAAGGCCAAGAAGCUGCAGGCCAUGCGCGAGGAGCAGAACCGGACGCCUCUCAUGUUCCAGCGCAUGGAGCCGCCGUCGCCAACUCAGGAAGGGGUCCCCGGGCCCAAUGCCCUCACAUCCGGCCAGCUGGAGCCCGGUGGCCUGAUGGGACAGGAGUGUGGCCUCAAGGACAGCCCGUCCUGGGUCACCCAGCGGGCCCAGGAGAUGUUCCAGAAAGCGGGGACGUGGAGCCCAGAACGGGGACCCCCCGACAUGCCCAACAGCCAGCCCAACUCUCAGUCGGUGGAGAUGCGGGAGAUGGACCACGACGGCUACUCGGACAGCGAGCACGGGGUCCCUGGCGAUGGCCAGGCCCGCGCCGCCUCCAUGCCCCGCCUGCCCGCAGAGCACCAGAGGCGAAGGGGCCGGCCACGUGGGAAUGACCUCAGUACCAUCUCGGACAGUAGUCCCAUGAGGCGCUCGGCGUCCGUGCUGGGCCCCAAGGCACGGAGGCUCGACGACUACUCGCUGGAGCGGGUCCCGCCGGAGGACGCGCAUCACCGGCCCCGACCCCGCGGGGAACGCGGCCACCGCGCCUCGCAGCGCUCUCUGGGCCGCUUCACCGACGUGGACACAGGCUUGGGCACCGACCUGAGCGUCACCACGCAGUCGGGCGACCUGCCCCCGAAGGACCGCGAGCAGGAGCGGGGCCGGCCUCGGGACCGCAAGCACCGGCACCACCACCACCACCACCACCACCCGGGCCCCGACAAGGAGCGCCACGGCCCCGAGCGCCCCGAGCAGCACAGCCGGGCCCGGGCCCGGGAGCAGCGCUGGUCCCGCUCGCCCAGCGAAGGCCGCGAGCACAUGGCGCACCGGCAGGGCAGUAGUUCCGUCAGCGGCAGCCCAGCCCCCUCUACGUCCGGCACCAGCACCCCGCGGCGGGGGCGCCGCCAGCUGCCCCAGACCCCCUGCACGCCGCGGCCCCGUGUGUCCUACUCGCCGGUCGUCCGUAAGGCGGGCGGCGCGGGCCCCGCGCUGCAGCAGCCGCCGACGGCGCGGCCGGCCCGGGCGCUGCCCAGCGGCCCGCGCAGGUACCCGGGGCCCGGCGCCGACCCUGCGGCCGCCGAGCGCUCGGCCACAGCGGGCGGCGGCAGCAGCCGCUCCCCCGGGCUGGAGCGGCGCGGCCCGGGCCGCAGCGAGUCGCCCCGCGCCUGCCGGCACAGCGGCUCGCGGUGGCCCGGGAGCGAGGCGCACGCGCCCGACGGGGCGCCCCGGCGCGACCAUGGCGGCUACUACCGCGGCUCCAACUACGACGAGGCCGACGGGCCUGGCGGUGAGGACGAGCCGGUGCUGGGGCCGCCCCCCGGCGCGCGGCACGCGGGCCCCGGUGCGCCCCCGCACUCGCCCAGGACUCCCCGGGCCGCGGGGCGACAGUGCGCGCCCCCUGCCCGGCCCGGCCGGAGACUCCCCAACGGCUACUACCCGGCGCACGGACUGGCCCGGCCGCGGGGCCCCGCCGCCCGCAAAGGGCUGCGCGAAGCCUACAGCGAAACGGACGACGAUUGGUGCUAAGCCCGGGCCAGGCGAGCCCCCCGCGCCUGCCCGGCCCCCCAACACGCACCCCACGCACACGGCUCCCUGCGGGGGAGAGCCGCGCACAGCCCCGCGCGCGCGCGGGAGGGUCCCCCGCCCCGGCCGGGCGCCCCUCCGUGGACGGGGCCCGCCCGAGGUCCGGCCGUCCACCCCUCCAUCUCCCCGGACUCUGGAGGGACCAGGGAAGAGAUGGGGCGCGCACCGGGGUGACCCCCCCAGACGAGACUGGACUGAGCAAUAACAGCGGGAUGGGGAGGUGGGGGGUGGAAUCAAUCGGCCUCCCUAACCCCAAAUCCAGCCCUGAGCAACCGCCCCCCCCAACCACCACGACGGUGGGGAGCAGAGGGGCGACUUGGUGGACCCUGGGGUGGGGGUGGGGGCCAAUGCUGACAAGCCACCCAGCCUAGGGGUUCGAAUUAACUCAGCCAUUUUUGGAGAACCUUUGGGGGGAAUCAAAACAACAGAAAAGCAACCAAAAAACAAACAAACAAACAAACAAAAACAACCAAAAAAAGCAUUUUUAAAAGAAAAAAACGGGGAGAAAAAACACACAUUUGCUUCUAUUGAUGAGUUUUAUCAUCUCAAUUGAGUCUGUCCUUACCUGGUGACUCGCUGGUGGCCCGCGAGGUGGAGAAGCCGAAACGCAGGUGCAGGGAUCCUCUGAGACGCCCCCGGACCCCAAUCUCUCUUCUCAGACACAGAGUGCUUGCUGGUUAAACCAAACCCUACUAUUUACUGCCUGCAGAAAUCAAUCUAACAACAACAAAUAAACCAUUUGAAAAAGGACAAAAAAAAAUUAACGAUUGAGAAAAGAAGCAUUUUUUCCUGACAUUUGGUCCUGCUUGAAAUAACAAAAUAAAAAUUAAAAAAAAAAAACAGACACAAAAA
This is a messenger RNA of Suncus etruscus (white-toothed pygmy shrew), 8492 nucleotides long. RefSeq names its product calcium voltage-gated channel subunit alpha1 A (gene CACNA1A). The record is from RefSeq and is a predicted model, not a curated record. NCBI's taxonomy places the organism in Eukaryota, Metazoa, Chordata, Mammalia, Eulipotyphla, Soricidae. Gene Ontology annotation, molecular function: high voltage-gated calcium channel activity. The transcript has 47 exons. Gene Ontology annotation, biological process: calcium ion import across plasma membrane; chemical synaptic transmission. Gene Ontology annotation, cellular component: membrane; voltage-gated calcium channel complex; neuronal cell body. Bases 111 to 7583 code for a protein of 2490 amino acids.